AUGUCUGAUUCCGGUCAGCUCGAAGAGUCAAGGCUGUUGGAUGGUGCGUCGUCAGAAAGGCUCGAGAGACAUGUAACAACUAGUGGCUUCAUUCGCGAUGCCAUCAUUGGUCUUGCAGAUGGCCUAACAGUACCCUUCGCAGUUACUGCUGGCUUAUCUUCAAUUGGGUCAACAAAACUUGUCAUUCUUGGUGGGCUGGCAGAAUUAUUUGCCGGGUCCAUCAGUAUGGGCUUGGGUGCAUAUCUUGCCACGAUUACAGAUGCCCAGCACUUCCAUGUCGAGGAAGCUCGGGAGCAGCGUCAGGUUACAGGGACUCCGCACUUCGAAGGCGAAAUUUUGGUAGCAAUGUUCACAAAAUAUGGACUCAGCAGAGAAGAAAUAUUACCCAUCCUCCAGAGUUUUAGGCAGAACCCAGAAUCGUGGGUCAAAUUCAUGAUGGACUUUGAACUUAAGCUUGAGCGCCCAAGCUGGUCUCGACCGUGGAUAUCUGCUCUCACAAUGGGAAUGGCAUAUUUCAUAGGCGGGCUGAUCCCCAUGAUUCCUUAUUUCGGUGUCGAGGACCUCAGUAUGGCACUGGUCAUUUCAAUUGGAGCUACAGCUAUUAUGCUUUCUGUAUUCGGAUAUGUCAAAUCCUUGGUUACUGGAGUUGGUUAUUGUUCCGCCUUCCACGGAUCGUUAGAGACUCUUUUUGUUGGAGCCGUUGCCGCGGGUGCUAGUUAUGGUAUUGUAAGGACUGUAAAUGAUUGGUUUAAGGUAGAAUAA
Molecule: messenger RNA, 762 nt
Organism: Trichoderma virens Gv29-8
Lineage: Eukaryota; Fungi; Ascomycota; Sordariomycetes; Hypocreales; Hypocreaceae
Exons: 4
Coding region: 1-762 (253 amino acids)
Biological process (GO): intracellular manganese ion homeostasis
Cellular component (GO): fungal-type vacuole membrane
Molecular function (GO): iron ion transmembrane transporter activity; manganese ion transmembrane transporter activity
Source: RefSeq, a predicted model, not a curated record